Zootoca vivipara (common lizard) is the source of this 2999-nucleotide messenger RNA. The record is from RefSeq and is a predicted model, not a curated record. NCBI's taxonomy places the organism in Eukaryota, Metazoa, Chordata, Lepidosauria, Squamata, Lacertidae.
UGUAGGAAGGAGGAGGCGAGGAAGGAGAACCAGGGAAUGAAAUCUCUCCAAAGGGAGAUAUUCUCCUGCCAAGUUCCUUUCUAAGUCCUUUUUCCUUGUUCGUGACAGCUCCUGAAACUCUUUCCACUACACCACACUGCCUCCGCUGCUCCCCCAUGUCUCUCGGCUGCUUAUAAGUCUCUGCCGUCUUUUACAGGUCCCAGCCAGGGUCAACCCUUGCUCCUAGCAAAGCAUCUUUCCCUUAGGUGUGUGCAAGAGGGGGGCUUGCAAACUUUGCCAGACAUCGAUUCCCUUCCCUCCAACGCCAAUCAAAUUCCGGCAGCCUUUGUUUUGGGAACAAAAUUGUCCGUGGCGGAAGGCAAUCCUUGGAUUCCUUGGGGGAACUUUGGGAGAUGGAAACGCCAGACUCGGCGGCUCCCUGGGGAGGAAAGGACCCCCAUGUCACCCAGACUGGGAGCACUGGGGAGGUCUGGGAAAGGAACGUCCAGCAGAUCCUGGGCGAGGGCAAUGCAAGCUCAGACGUCCAGCGCCAACACUUCCGGGCGUUUUGCUACCAGGAGGCCGAGGGCCCCCGCGAGGUCUGCAGCCGCCUCCACCACCUUUACCGCCAGUGGCUGAAGCCAGAAAAGCACACCAAGGCCCAGAUGCUGGACCUGGUGAUCUUGGAGCAGUUCCUGACUAUCCUCCCCCCGGAGAUGGAGAGCUGGGUCAGGGAGUGCGGAGCAGAGACCAGCUCCCAGGCGGUGGCUCUGGCAGAAGGCUUCCUCCUGAGCCAGGUGGAAGAGAAGAGGCAGGAAGAAAAGGAGGAGAUCCAGAGGCUGAAAAAUGGGGGCCUUCCAUUUUACGGGACAGAGAAGGUCCCACCGGCCACCAGGAGCAGGCAACUGUUCUGGAGAGCCGUUCCGGAGGGCAGUGGAAUGGAUGCUUCCCCUUCGCUGGGCAACCAAACUCCUCUGCCAGAUCACCCCAGCCUUUCCUUACUGUGUGACAAAGAAGAAAAGGUGUUCUUUCAGUUGCCUGGUCAGGACCCACUAACUUUUGAGGAGGUGGCUGUGUUUUUCACGGAGGAGGAGUGGGCUCUGCUGGAUCCAGGCCAAAGGGCCCUGCAGUGGGAGGUCACGGUGGAGAAUUAUGGGAACUUGGUCUCUCUGGGUAAUGUGCAGAAUAAUGAUAAUAAUGGUGAGACAUCCAUAGCAACAUCAGAGAAUGAAGCAUGGAAAGAGAUGUUUGCCAGUCAACAAGCACCCCAAAAGUCAAUGAAUGGGGAAGAGAAAUCCUCCACAACUCAGGACAUUGAUGUCCGUGUACCCCUGAAUUCACAAGAUCACAAAGGAAACAGCAGGAAUACAUGUCCAGUACGUGGUAAUAUAUGUUACAGCAUCCACACAGAGGAGAAAGCAUAUAAAUGUUUAGAAUGUGGAAAGAGCUUCAGUCGUGGUGGGGAUCUAAAUGUGCACCAAAGAACUCACACAGGGGAAAAACCAUUUACAUGCAUGGAGUGUGGAAAGAGCUUCAGUCGACGUGACCAUCUUACUUCACAUCAGAGAACCCACACAGGGGAGAAACCGUUUCAAUGCACGGUGUGCGAAAAGAGCUUCAAACACGGUAAAAGCCUUACUGCACAUCAAAGAACACACACAUGGGAUAAAUCGUUUAUAUGCAUUGAGUGUGGGAAAAGCUUCCAUGAGAGUAGUGACCUUACUGAACACCAGAGAACCCACACAGGAGUGAAACCUUACAAAUGUAUGGAGUGUGGAAAGAGCUUUAGCCAGAGCGGAGGCCUUGCUGCACAUCAAAGAACGCACAUCUGGGCAAAACCGUUUAAAUGCAUGGAGUGUGGCAAGAGCUUCCAUAGGAACUGUGACCUUACUGUGCAUCAGAGAACCCACACAGGAGUGAAACCUCACAAGUGCGUGGAGUGUGGAAAGAGCUUUUGCCAGAGCGGAGGCCUUGCUGCACAUCAAAGAACCCACACAGGGGAAAAACCCUUUAAAUGUUUGGAGUGUGGAAAGAGCUUUAGUCGCAAUUACCACCUUACUUUACACAAAAGAACCCACACCAAGGAGAAACCAUAUCAAUGUACAGCGUGUGGAGAAAGCUUUAGUGGGAGUGAUGGCCUGACUGCGCAUCUGAGAACCCACGCUGUGGAUAAACCCUCCAAGGGAAUGUGAAAAAAGCUGUAGUGGGAGCAGUAAACUUACUUCAUAAAAGAGAAUUCUUUGCUGUGUGUGUGUUUUCCCCUUAAACUGGGGGUUAAAUUGGAUGCUGUGGCCUGUGGUGGCAGCUCCAGGUUUGAAUCCAAAGGAAGUCAAAACUGAGUAGGAGAGGCAGGCCAUUUUGACGCUCACGACCCAGCCAAGGCAUGUGGCCCCAAUCCACAGGUUUCGCCUCCUUCAUCAAAUCUAUCUUUUCGGUGUGGUGACCUCACCUGAUUUGAAUGAUUUGCCUAAAACCCUUUAUGUGUUGAUGCAAAAACAACAACUGGGGCUCACUUGAGAUCAAGUCCCUUAACCCGAGUUCCUUAAAGCAGAGUUGACUAUUAAGCCUUUGAUUGUUUAUUUGUCAUGACAAAUAUUCAACCUCUCUCAAAAGCAAAGAAGGGAGAACCUCGUGACAAGGGGUGUUCUGCCUUUUAAAGGUUUACAGUUCCCGCGAAAGAGCGAGAAAUCAUGCCCCACAAACGUCAGUGAUACAUAGGUAAUUAGGAGGGGUUUCAAUAUGUCAAUCAGAACAUUUGGGAAUUGUGGGUCUUUUUUAUUUAUUAAAAAAAUUAAUGAUACUUUUCAGAUAUAUACAUUUCACUGAAUAAUUUUGACAUUUUAAAACUUGACUUCCUUCUCCCUCUUUCUGCGGUUCCUUCAAUUUAUUUUUAAUAUCUUCUACAUAUCCAAAUUCACUUAAGUUACUAAUUUGUUUAUCUUCUUUAAAUAUAUACUCUUAUGUAACUGCAGGUUAUUACAAUAACUCUGCCAGUGUUUUUAUCUGUUUACAAUUUAUAU